Ostertagia ostertagi is the source of this 300-nucleotide messenger RNA. NCBI's taxonomy places the organism in Eukaryota, Metazoa, Nematoda, Chromadorea, Rhabditida, Trichostrongylidae. The record is from the annotation of a GenBank genome assembly.
AUGACUCGAGAAGCUCAGCGCGGCUUCAGAGGCUCCUAUGCAAAGGGAGGAAGGUCAAAAAAGAAGGGGUCAUCCAUCGAGAGUAACAAAUGGUCAGAUCUGAACGUUGACCGAGAUGAUCAGAUGGAGGAUACUUUCGAGUUUCAUAAGCCCAAGAUAGAAGAGGCGAAACGAGCCAAAGAUAUCAAAGACGCGAAAGCUUUCAAUGCUGGUGACUACAAGACAUGGAACAAAUUAAUGAACGAUGACAAUGACUUUGAAAAACCAAUCCAGAAGGAUGGAGACAAACCUUCAAAGUGA